AGUUUCAUUUUAAUUGUUUUUAUUAUUAAUUUAUUUUUGUUUGAAAAUUUGGUAAUAUGGUAUUGGAAUUUAGCUUUAAGUGAAUCAAUGUUCAUGUGACCUUCAAUUUAACAACUUAGAAGAAAAUAUGGGUUACACAUGUACUACAAUAUAAGUGUGUGAAAACAUCAUCAUUGAAAGUCAAACAAGGAGGGAUCAUUUCAGUUCUAUUCGAUCCACAAAGAAAUAACGAUGGCUACAUCAAAUGUUAAUGAAUCGUGUCUUAAACAAGAAACUAGAAACCUUGUUGCGGUUUAUCCAUUUUACCGCUAUGGAAAAAUAACAAUACUAUCUACACCUGCAAUAAAACAAGAUGGAGCUAAAGUCAUUCAGGCAAUAGAAAACUUUAAUUCAAGAGAAACAGAUGUAGUACUGUGUUCAUCCAUGAAAUCAGGUACACACUGGGCUCACGAAAUUAUUCCAAUGAUUUUACACCAAACAAGUGAGUACAAUACCUAUGGUGUAUUGGCCAGGUUAAACUUCGAAUGCCAAACGGAUUGGGACGACUUAGAAGAAGAGAGUGAUCCGAGACUUUUUCAUACUCACUUACCGCUCAGUUUUCUUCCAAAGAAGCUCAUCGAAAAUAGAAACAAGAUCAUAUAUAUGAACAGGAAUCCCAAAGAUAGGGCUGUAUCACUGUAUGUCUUUCUUCAAGGAAAGGAGGGAGUUCCUGUUUGGACAUGGAGUGAAUUUUUUGACAAUUUUAUACUCAAGGAUGAUUUGUAUGGCGGAUGGUUUAACUUUACAAAAGAAUUAGAGAAGGCAGUAGUGGAUAAGACAGCCAAUGUUUUAUCCGUCACGUUUGAGGACUUGAAAUUGAUUCCUAUCCAAACAGGGAAGAAAAUUGCAAGUUUCCUUGACGUAAAUAUUUCUGAUGAGUUAAUCAAAGACAUAUUCGACAAGUGCGCGUUUGGAAAUUUGAAACAACAUAAAUUGGACGGAUCACGAGACUUGCAUCCUGAUGGAAAUUCUACAUUAUGGCGUAAAGGUAUUAUUGGUGACUGGAAAAAUUGGUUCACAGUAUCCCAGAGCGAACAAUUUGAUCAACUUUAUGAUGAAGAAAUGAAAGGAUACAAUGUAAAGUUUAUUUAUGACGAUAACAUCUGCAAACUGUAAUCUUUUUAAAAGGCAUGUUUCUUCAUUUUCGUUGUUUGUAUAUUCAGAAAUGUAGCGUCUCUAUAUAUGUGUGUCUACGAUUGAUUUUGUAAUUUUUUUUACAGCUGGCAUAUUAAAAUAUUGACAGCUUUGGAAAAUUUGUUAUAUAUUUUCUUAAAAGUCCAUUUUGUUUAUUCUUUUUUCCGAACAAACAAACAAACAAUAUUUAUCAAUUCUAACCUUCUUAAAAUAUACCAGACACUGUGAGGAGACAGUUCCUGAAAAUUGCUUUUCUUGUCUACAAAAUUUUUGAAAGUUCUUUUGUGUUACUCAGCAUGUAUCCUGACAUUUCUAUCUCAAGAACAGUUGACGACAUCUCUAUCUAUCGUAUUGUUAAUUGGCUUAUUUAUAUAUUUUAUCGUUUCAUAUUAAUUAUUUCUAAAAAAAAUUCUGAAUCAUUUUUUACUUAAUCUUUUUUCCUUACCUUUUCAGACAAAAUGUUCAUAGAAAUUAUUGUUUCGUUUUAUGUUUUAUUUAGAAUUGUUCUCUUUUGUUUGUUGAGAUGAUUAUAUGAUUUCAUUUUAAUGCCUCACCUACGAUAGUAGAGGGGCAUUAUAUUUUCUGGUCUGUGCGUCCGUUCGUCCGUACGUCUGUUCGUUCGUCCGUUUGUCCCGCUUCAGUUUAAAGUUUUUGGUCGAGGUAGUUUUUGAUAAGAUUGAGUCCAAUCAACUUGAAACUGAGUACACAUGUGCCAUAUGAUAUGAUCUUUCUAAUCAUAAUGCCAAAUCAGAGUUUCGACUCCAAUUUUUAGGUUCACUGGACAUGAAAUUAUAUUGCAAAUUUCAGGUUAAAGUUUUUGGUCAAGGUAGUUUUUGAUGAAGUUGAAGUCCAAUCAAUUUGAAACAUAGUAUACAUGUUCCCUAUGAUAUGAUCUUUCUUAUUUGAAUGCCAAAAUUAGGGCUUUAACACCAUUGUUAUGGUCCACUAAACAUAGAAAAUGAUAGUGCGAGUGGGGCAUCCGUGUACUAUGGACUCAUUGUUGUGUAUUCAUACGUAAGCUAAGAUGAACGCUUUCUAUUGGUUUUUGCCCAUUUUGUAUAAUUAUUAUAAACCAGAUAUGUAUCAGUA
This is a messenger RNA of Mytilus trossulus (common blue mussel), 2262 nucleotides long. Its product is annotated as sulfotransferase 1B1-like. The record is from RefSeq and is a predicted model, not a curated record. Gene Ontology annotation, cellular component: cytoplasm. The coding region runs from base 232 to 1155 and encodes 307 amino acids. NCBI's taxonomy places the organism in Eukaryota, Metazoa, Mollusca, Bivalvia, Mytilida, Mytilidae. Gene Ontology annotation, biological process: sulfation. The transcript has 6 exons. Gene Ontology annotation, molecular function: sulfotransferase activity.